CAGGAGUGGCCGCUGUGGCUUUACAUGUAACCAGCGAGGGCAGCUCUAUUAUCCGAUAUGGGGCCCUUGUGUCUGUACAGGAAGUGCCUGUGUGGCCCCCUCAGGCAGGUUGUGCUCCCCCUGGGGAAUGGGAAGCUGCUGGGACUGGGGCACAGGGGGGUCUCUGGGGGUGAUAUCCAAAAGCUGCUGGAGGAGGCUGAAGUGGAAGGAACAGAGGGGGGACCACCCAGAGGCCCCAGGAGACCCCCUAAAUCAAGCAGCAUUGUGCUGUUCCCUGGGCAGGGCAGUCAGCAGGUGGGAAUGGCCAGAGGUCUCCUCAAGUUCCCCAAUGUCAGGGAAAUGUUUGAUGUUGCGCACAGGCUGCUGGGAUAUGAUCUGCUGGAGCUGUGCCUGCGGGGCCCCCAGGAGACCCUCAAUAAGACGGUGCAUUGCCAACCCGCCAUCUUUGUCACCUCCCUGGCAGCCACCGAGAAACUCAGCCAAGAGGAUCCUGAGGUCGUGGAGUCGUGCGUGGCUGCUGCCGGAUUCAGCGUCGGGGAGUUUGCUGCUCUCGUGUUUGCUGGGGCUUUAGAUUUCACUGAAGCUCUGUACGCAGUGAAGGUUCGGGCGGAGGCCAUGCAGGAGGCAUCUGAAAUGGUGCCGAGCGGAAUGCUGUCAGUGAUUGGGCACCCCCAGACCAAGUACAACGUUGCUUGCGCAGAAGCCCGAGAGCACUGUCAUUCCCUUGGCUUGGAGGAUCCCGUGUGUGAGGUGGCAAACUACCUGUUCCCAGAUGGGCGGGUGAUUGCUGGACAUAUAGAGGCCCUGAAAUAUUUACAGUCCAAUUCUCGGAAAUACCGCUUCUUGCGCACCAAAAUGCUCCCCGUGAGUGGCGCCUUUCACACGAGAUUAAUGGAACGGGCCGCGGAGCCUCUGUAUAAAGUUUUAAAGAACUUGAACUUCAAGCAGCCGCUCGUGCCCGUCUUCUGCAACGUGGACGGGAAACGGUACAAACGGGCGUCCAACAUCCACCAGCUCCUGGCCAAACAGGUGGUGUCGCCGGUCAAAUGGGAGCAGACAAUGCACUCUAUUUAUGAGAGGAAGAGUGGAACAGAUUUCCCGUAUACCUAUGAAGUGGGUCCCGGGAAGCAGCUGGGAUCCAUAUUGAAAAAAUGCAACUUGAAGGCGUGGCGCUCCUACAGAGACAUUGAUGUUUUUGAAGAACAGGAGUCGGGACAAACCUAAUUUUAUAUAUAUAUAUAUAUUAUAUUUAUUUAUAUACACCGUAAUUUUAGGUUUAUAUUCCCAGGAAUAUGGUUUUAUUUAUAAGUUAAGAGAACCAGAUGGACUAUCCUAGCCUUCCUUGUGUGUCACAUUUCUGUCACCAGAAUAAUGUUCUAAAUCCUGUUUUAUUUAAAGAUUAUUCCUCUCCUA
This is a messenger RNA of Xenopus laevis (African clawed frog), 1413 nucleotides long. It is a transcript of the gene mcat.S, whose product is annotated as malonyl-CoA-acyl carrier protein transacylase S homeolog. Gene Ontology annotation, biological process: fatty acid biosynthetic process; monocarboxylic acid metabolic process. Lineage: Eukaryota; Metazoa; Chordata; Amphibia; Anura; Pipidae. Gene Ontology annotation, cellular component: mitochondrion; mitochondrial matrix. The record is from RefSeq and is marked provisional. Gene Ontology annotation, molecular function: [acyl-carrier-protein] S-malonyltransferase activity; transferase activity.